AUGGAGAGGUUCACAUCGGCAGCGCUGGUGUGCAAGCAGUGGCACCGCCUCACCAACGCGCCCGACCUGCUGCGCCAAGGCGUGUCUGCCCGCAUCGAGACGGCGCACCUGCAGCGCCUGCAAGCGCUGUGCCGCUGGCUGCGCCGGCACGCAGGCAGCCUGCAGAACUGCCUGGAGAUCGCGGUGGGCGCCCCGCCCGGCAACAAGGCGGCGCUGCAGCUGGAGCUAGGCCGCUGCGUGGUGGUGGCUGUCAGCGGCGGCAGCCUGCGCUGCCUGUCCCUGGCGUGGCUGGGGUCCAAGCAGAUCAAGCUGGGUGCAGAGCUGGCCGCCUGCACCAACUGCUCCGCCCUACGGCAGCUGGCAAUCACCAGCUGCGGCAGCGGCACGAUCCACAUGGCUUGCCCGCUGGCUCGGCUGAGCGCGGUGGAGCACCUCAGCCUGCACGGCGCUUGCAAGUGGGAGGCAGGCCUCGCCUCCCUGCCCCCCAGCAUCACCCGCCUGGACCUGGAGAAAGUGUCGGAUGCCAACAAGAGCAGGCUGCCACCACAGCUGGCUGCCCUGACAGGCCUAGACAGCCUGACUCUGGACAUGAGCAGCAGCCAAAUCGACAACGGCGGGUAUAGCGUGCUGACAGCCCUCGGCAGCCUGCGCCACCUCACCCUGGUGGGCUGCGGGGACUGGCCUGCGGACCUGCAGCGCCUGACGGGCCUGGAGUCCCUGCAUUUGCGCAGUGCGGGGUGGUGGGCGGCGCAGUAUGGCGACGGGUGGUGGGCGGCGCACUAUGGCGGCGUGCCCGCUGGCUUCCAGGCCACGCUGCUCGCCCUGACCCGCUUGCACACGCUGACGAUCAAGGGCACCAUGACGCGGCUGCUGGAUCCCAGCACGGCGCUGGUGGGCAGCAGUCGCCUGCGGUGGCUGUACGAUGGGGGCAGCCGUGGCAGCAACCGCAACACCAGCGGGCAAGCCAUGUUCUGCCCAGAGGCCUGGCCCGAGGGCCUGUCGGCUGUGCUCUCUGACUGGCCGGCGUUGGUCAGCAGCAGCUGGAGCCCAGGCGUGGCGCAGGAAGUCCCAGGUUACGCCAAUCGCGGCCUGGAGAUGGUCUUGUCCAAUGAGCUGAGUGCCCUGAAGAGGCGCCGCCCUGGCCUGCGCAUCUCCAGCAAAGGGCCCGCCGACACCGAGCACUUCCUGGCGACAGCCGGCGCGGUGUGCCAGCCCGGGCAGUAG
Molecule: messenger RNA, 1224 nt
Organism: Chlorella variabilis
Lineage: Eukaryota; Viridiplantae; Chlorophyta; Trebouxiophyceae; Chlorellales; Chlorellaceae
Exons: 4
Coding region: 1-1224 (407 amino acids)
Source: RefSeq, a predicted model, not a curated record